AUGACUUCACGGUAUAGCGAUAUAUCCCUUAACACAGACAAAGAUUCAACAAGAAGGAACGUAUAUAACACUGAAGAAAACAAACCGGUAGAAAUGAAUACACAAACCCAUGAAAUACUUAGAAAUAAAUCGCAAGAGAAAAACACCCAAGUAGAAAAACUAAGUCAACAAGAAGGCGUAGAUGCACCAAAAGAAAAUAACGAUAAUGAAAAUGUUCGUCGUUUAAAAAAACGAAAUCAUAAACCUAAUUCUGAUCCAAGAAAUUUGCAAUCAUCUUCGAAAGGUACGUCCAUUAAGAAAAGUGGUCAACAAAAUAUCAACUAUCAAACCAAUUCAAGCAACAGAAACAUAUCUGAACAGAAACCUGCUUUACGGGAAAAUACAUAUCCUAUUCCAGGUCAGAUACCAAGUCAUCAAAAUACUGCUCAAACAAAUCUCCUAUCUCAAUCUGUCCCUAAUGAAGAUCUUUCUACUAACACUAAAACUCCACCAAAGCAUUCGACUGAAGAAACUUGUAAAGAACGAAGGGAAGACUCCAAGAACAAAAACACAUGCAAUGACAAUAAAUCUUCUACAGGAAAACAAGGUGAAGAGAAUCAAAUCAAGGGAAAGGGAAAAAACAGAAACGGUGACGAAUCUGUUCAGAGAAAUAUGUCAAACUUGAAUAUCCAUCCUAACACAUCGGGUAUAAAUGCGGAAAACGAUUUAGAUGUAAACAAAAAUAAGAAUAGAUCCACAACAUUUAAAUAUAAUGAUCAUGGAUUAUCUCGGGGUCCGAACUCAAUGCCGGCACUCGGUCCUCAAGGAUAUCAGAGGGAAACGCCGAAAAGCAAUGAAAGCACCUCCCCUAAUAAUGAUGACACAAACGGGCAAUUUUCACAAGAAAAUAAAACAAAUAAAGGUCCUAUAAACACUGAUAAGGAAGGUAAUCGGGAAGUGAACGAGGGAAUGCGUGCAAAAAGAUAUAUACCUGAACAAAAAUCCGUUUUACAAGAUAAUAAGGCACAUUAUUUUCCAGGUUCGAUAUCAAGUCAUCGUACAAGAGCUAAAUCAGAUUUUCUAUCAAAGUCUCUUUCAUUGCCAUAUGGAAUUAGACAGCCUAGGACACAGGAUAUUUCUGCCAAAGAUGAUUUAGAUUUUGUCAAAAAAAUGUCCCCAACAUUUAGCAAUUAUAAUUAUGACUUAUAUGGGGCUUCAAACUCAAACUCGGCACUCAUUUCUUUUGGAAAUAAGAAGAAAUCUUCAAAAAACAAUGGAAGAGCAUCUCCAAGAAAUGAUGACACACACAGGCAAAUUUCACAAGAACAUAAAACAAAUAUUGGUCCUAUAGACACUGAUAAGGAAGGAAAUCGGGAAGUGAACGAGGAAAUGCGUGCGAAAAGAUAUAUACCUGAACAAAAACCUGCUUCACAUGUUAAUAAGGUACAUACCUUUCCAGGCUCGAUAUCAAGUCAUCUUACAAGUGCUUCAUCAGAUUUUCUAUCAAAAUCUCUUUCAUUUUUGCCAUAUGAAAAUAGACAUCCUAGAACACAGGAUAUUACUGCAAAAGAUGAUUUAGAUGUAGUCCAAAAAAUAUCCCCAACAUUUAGAAAUGAUUCAAACUCAAACCCGGCAUUAAUUUCUUUUGGAAAUAAGAAGAAAUCACCAAAUAACAAUGACAGAGCAUCUCAUAGCAAUGAUGGCUCAAACAAGCAAUUUCCACAAGAAAAUUAUUCAGUUAGUGGUCCUACAAGAAAUGAUAAGGAAAGUAACGGUGAAUUUAACGAGGGGAUGAGUGCAAGUAAAGGGUCGGCUUCAGAGGACACAAAGGGAGAAGCCUUCGAGUGA
Saccostrea cuccullata (small rock oyster) is the source of this 1827-nucleotide messenger RNA. Its product is annotated as probable WRKY transcription factor protein 1. The record is from RefSeq and is a predicted model, not a curated record. Lineage: Eukaryota; Metazoa; Mollusca; Bivalvia; Ostreida; Ostreidae. The transcript has a single exon. The coding region runs from base 1 to 1827 and encodes 608 amino acids.